UUCAUAGAACCUUUGCUACUCAAAUUUGCUGGAAGGAACGAUGUUGAAGAGAGACUGAAGUUCGUUUUCAUGUCAGGAAAUUCCAGCGAUAGGUAUAACGAGGCAUUGCAGGUUGUUGAUGAAGUACAUGGAAUCAUCUUCUCUCUACACAAUUCAGAUGAACUGGUGCAAGAUUUCUCACUACUUAUUUCUAAUGAAAACUCAUGAGAUUUGCUCACACUACUGCAUCUUCUGGGAGGCCGAUCUCCAAGAACAUGCUUGCAGUGGAAUGCAUUACAGGGUAUGCAAAACUGCUGGAGAAUGUCAUAACUUUCUCAUCUGAUGUCAUACUUCCAGGAGACACCUCUCAGCUUAAGCAGGGCUUAUGGGAGUGGGUACAUUUCCAAAAGGAUGUAGAGAAUGGUAAUGACAUAGAAGAUCUUCAAAUGAACGAUGUGGAUCCAAUAAAUUCCAGUGUUGUUUCUUACCUUGAAGCAGACAUGACAGGUUUUGCUCCUUUGAUGAAUGUAUGCAGAGAUGAUCCGGAGGCUUUAAUGGAAGUCUUUCCACGUGAGUUGGUGUGGGACGUCUUGAAUGAGAUGGAGCAAUCUGAGAAAGUAAAUAGACUGGAGACGGAGGAGGUAUGUGAAUAUUUUUUUUUACUGACAAGUAGUCCUUUUCCCUAUCCAUCCAGCCCUAUAACCAAAAGAAAAGAAGAACAAUAAGGAAAAGGAAAAACAAUUGAUCUGUACUUGUCCAUGUUUUUAUUUUUCUUGAAUUCCCUUUGAUGGAAGACCUGUUG
Lycium ferocissimum is the source of this 781-nucleotide messenger RNA. RefSeq lists its product as uncharacterized. Lineage: Eukaryota; Viridiplantae; Streptophyta; Magnoliopsida; Solanales; Solanaceae. The record is from RefSeq and is a predicted model, not a curated record. The transcript has 2 exons. The coding region runs from base 204 to 704 and encodes 166 amino acids.